GGAAUUCAGCUCUCCUGAAAUCUAUGCCGCUUGUUCACUCCGCCAGACGUUCAGACGUUCGAGAGGGCCACGUUACAGCACGACCGUUCAUCGAGUGCUCUUGAAGGUCUGGUUCCUGUCCCAUCAGAGGCAUGGCAUCGCCGCCAGUGCAGAGCACAGAAAUUAGUAUCUUAACUCCAGACUACAUGGCUCUGCUUCACAGCAUGUGCACCAUCACGAAGCCGAGUCUUAAUGAUGUCACCGCCAUCUUCAAGGAAUUCCGCCGUUCUUUGGAUGCGAGAAAGCCCAAACCUUCCCCAAAACCAUCCAAGUCGUCGCCGAGUUCCUCCGGCACUUCCGAAAAACGUGGUCGCAAGUCUGCUACUCGUGCCAGUGCUGCGAGCGACGAUGCCGGCGGCGACGACUGCGGAAUAGCACACACUUCUGUGGGCUUUGAACGCUCCUGCACGUGGGAGCCGGACGAGAAGCGCUGUUGGAUCAUGUCAGACAUGGAGCUGUGGAACCGCAUUCUCGCCCACGACUGCAUUGAACUUCGGCAGUUCACGUGGUGCGAGCUCGCGCUAAUGGGCUACCAUUGGCCCGAAAAGAAAACGGGUGACCAAGACAUUCUUCGCGCCUCGCUACUCAUCCACGUGCUGCUUCGACAACACAGGUGCGUGACGUACAUAUACUUGGACUUGGAUUAUACGGCACUCGAGAAACACGUCUUGUGGCACGCCCUCAAGACUGGCGCCAUGGGAGUCAAGCGACUGGAGUACCGGCAAAACUUCAUGGACAUGAUUUGCGCGGUGAAGGGAUCCCGGCGCCACAGCCCGUCUGCCCUGCUGGCGGCGGCGGCUCACAGCCGGUCGUUACAGUCGCUUAUACUGCUGGGAUUCUUUUAUUGA
Messenger RNA from Rhipicephalus sanguineus (brown dog tick), 887 nucleotides. RefSeq lists its product as uncharacterized. The coding region runs from base 132 to 887 and encodes 251 amino acids. The record is from RefSeq and is a predicted model, not a curated record. Lineage: Eukaryota; Metazoa; Arthropoda; Arachnida; Ixodida; Ixodidae. The transcript has 5 exons.